Messenger RNA from Blepharisma stoltei, 528 nucleotides. Lineage: Eukaryota; Ciliophora; Heterotrichea; Heterotrichida; Blepharismidae. The record is from the annotation of a GenBank genome assembly.
AUGGUCAAGGGAGAGAAGCUGGACAACCCUAUGAGAAACAUAAGAAUUGAAAAACUUGUUCUCAAUAUUUGUGUUGGAGAGGCUGGUGACAGAGUGACCAGAGCAGGGAAAGUUUUGGCUGAUCUUACAGAUCAAAAACCAGUGUUUUCAAGGGCUAGAUACACCAUUCGUUCUUUUGGAAUCAGACGUAAUGAAAAAAUCGCUGUUUACACCACUGUGAGAGGAGACAAAGCUGAAGAUAUUUUAGAAAGAGGCCUAAAAGUCAGAGAGUUUGAACUCAAAAGAAAAAACUUCUCAAAGAGCGGAAACUUCGGCUUUGGAGUCCAAGAGCACAUUGAUCUCGGCAUCAAAUAUGACCCUAACACAGGUAUUUAUGGGAUGGAUUUCUAUGUUGUUCUUGCUCGCAGUGGAAAUAGGAUUAAGGAAAGACGUCACGCUACUUCAAGACUUGGAAAGAGUCAGAAAGUAACAAGAGAAGAGGCUAUGCAAUGGUUCCAACAAAAGUAUGAAGGCAUUCUUAUUAACUAA